Molecule: messenger RNA, 3542 nt
Organism: Hyla sarda
Lineage: Eukaryota; Metazoa; Chordata; Amphibia; Anura; Hylidae
Gene: CLCN6
Product: chloride voltage-gated channel 6
Exons: 23
Coding region: 138-2741 (867 amino acids)
Biological process (GO): chloride transport; transmembrane transport
Cellular component (GO): lysosomal membrane; intracellular membrane-bounded organelle
Molecular function (GO): voltage-gated chloride channel activity
Source: RefSeq, a predicted model, not a curated record
CUAGCUCGCUCUGGCGGACCGAUCACGUGGCUCGGCCUGGGCGUGUCGUGCGGCUGCCUCCAAGGGGGGCUCCUGGGGACUGCUGUUGGUGUCAUGUGACCGCCGCCUGUCUACGAGGAGGAGGGGGUGACAGAAAGAUGGCGACGUGCGGGGGGCCGGUGUGCUGCUGCUGCUGCUGUGGGGACCGGGAGAGCCGCACCCCGGAGGAGCUGACUAUUUUGGGAGAGACGCGUGAGGAAGACGAGGAGAUCUUACCCCGUAAAGAUUAUGAAAGUUUGGACUAUGAUCGAUGCAUCAAUGACCCCUACCUGGAAGUGCUGGAAUCCAUUACCCAUAAGAAGUCCCGGCGGUACGAGGCGGUGCGAUGGAUCAUGGUGUUUGCCAUUGGCGUGUGCACAGGACUGGUCGGGCUCUUCGUGGAUUACUUUGUUCGCCUCUUUUCUCAGUUUAAGUUCAGAGUGGUACAAGGCUCUGUGGAGGACUGUACAGACCGCGGAUGCCUCGCGCUCUCUAUGCUGGAGCUUCUUGGAUUUAACUUGACUUUUGCCUUCAUUGCAACAUUAUUCGUCCUCAUACAGCCCAUAGCUGCUGGUUCUGGAAUUCCUGAGAUCAAGUGUUACCUGAAUGGGGUGAAGGUCCCAGGGGUGGUCCGGCUCAGGACGCUUGUCUGCAAAGCUCUGGGGGUCUUAUUCAGCGUGUCAGGAGGACUUUUUGUAGGAAAAGAAGGACCGAUGAUUCACAGCGGGGCCGUUGUGGGAGCGGGCCUUCCUCAGUUCCAGAGUAUUUCCUUCCAGAAGAUCCACUUCAACUUCCCUUAUUUCCGCAGCGACAGGGACAAGAGGGACUUUGUGUCCGCCGGAGCUGCUGCGGGGGUGGCUGCUGCCUUUGGUGCUCCUAUCGGGGGAACACUGUUCAGCUUGGAAGAAGGAUCAAGCUUCUGGAAUCAGGGACUGACUUGGAAAGUGCUAUUCUGCUCCAUGUCCGCCACAUUUACCUUGAAUUUCUUCCGAUCUGGGAUUCUGUUUUCAAGCUGGGGAUCGUUCCAGGUGCCUGGGCUGCUGAACUUCGGGGAGUUCAAGUGCUCGGACUCUGAUAGGAAGUGUCAUCUGUGGACGGUGCUGGAUUUGGCCUUCUUCAUUAUUAUGGGGGUGGUCGGGGGGCUGCUCGGAGCCACAUUUAACUGCUUGAAUAAGAGGCUGGCAAAAUACCGGAUGAAGAAUGUGCACCCCAAGCCUAAGCUUAUCAGAGUCUGUGAGAGUCUCUUAGUCUCUUUAGUCACCACCGUUGUUGUGUUUGUGUCAUCGAUGGUCCUGGGAGAAUGUCGGUCCCUGUCUCCCCAUAAUGACUGGAAUAACAGCUCCUCCGCCAUGCAGGUCUCCACAUCCGAUGACGUCAAUUCCAGCAUCAAAACGUUCUUCUGUCCCAACAACACCUACAACGACAUGGCUACGCUGUUUUUCAAUCCGCAGGAGUCGGCCAUCUUGCAGCUUUUCCACCAGGACGGCACUUUCAGUCCCAUCACUCUGUCUUUCUUCUGCUGUAUGUACUUCCUCCUGUCCUGCUGGACGUAUGGGAUGUCUGUUCCCAGCGGUCUCUUUGUCCCCUCCUUGCUCUGCGGGGCAGCCUUUGGUCGCUUGGUUGCUAACCUCCUGAAAAGUUACUUGGGGAUGACUCAUAUCUACUCUGGAACGUUUGCCCUGAUCGGAGCCGCCGCUUUCCUGGGCGGGGUGGUCCGGAUGACGAUCAGCCUCACGGUCAUCCUCAUCGAAUCCACCAACGAGAUCUCCUAUGGAUUGCCAAUAAUGAUCACCCUUAUGGUCGCCAAGUGGACCGGUGAUUUCUUCAACAAAGGCAUCUACGAUAUUCAUGUGGCGCUGAGAGGCGUCCCCCUACUGGAGUGGGAGACGGAGGAGGAGAUGGACAAAUUAAGAGCUUGUGAUAUCAUGGAGCCCAACCUGACAUACGUGUACCCUCACACUCGUAUCCAGUCCCUGGUCAGCAUCCUGCGCACGACCGCCCAUCACGCCUUCCCUGUGGUGACUGAGAACCGAGGAAACGAAAAGGAAUUCAUGAAGGGAAACCAGCUGAUCAGCAAUAACAUCAAGUACAAGAAGUCCAGUAUCCUGACCCGAGCCGGCGAGCAGCGGAAGAGGAGUCAGUCUAUGAAGUCUUACCCGUCCAGCGAAUUGCGGAACAUGUGCGAUGAGCAUCAGGUUGCCGAAGAACCGGUGGAGAAAGAGGAUAUGCUGCAGCAGAUGUUAGAGCGCAAGUACACCCCUUAUCCGAACCUGUAUCCUGACCAGUCACCUAGUGAGGAGUGGACCAUGGAGGAACGCUUCCGGCCCCUGACAUUCCACGGUGUCAUCCUACGUUCGCAGUUGGUCACAUUGUUAGUCAGGGGAGUCUGUUACUCGGAGACGCAGUCUAGUGCCAGCCAGCCGCGCCUCUCCCAUGCCGAUAUGUCGGAGGAUUACCCCCGCUACCCCGACAUCCAUGACGUCAACCUGACGCUCCUCAAUCCACGGAUGAUAGUGGAUGUCACGCCGUACAUGAACCCAUCCCCAUUCACAGUGUCGCCGAACACCCACGUCUCUCAGGUGUUUAACCUUUUCAGAACCAUGGGUAUCCGGCAUUUGCCAGUGGUCAAUGCUGUGGGAGAGAUAGUGGGAAUAAUAACGCGGCAUAAUUUAACCCAUGAAUUCCUACAAGCACGGCUGAGGCAGCACUACAUGACCUCCUGAUGUUACCUGUACUAGGAAUUUGUCAAAAGAAACUGGAACCCUGGUCCGGGUGGUCGAGCUUUCCAAAGACUCCUGCCAUAUUGAAGAUGGGUUCUUGUAAUCUCUCCAGCGCCGGCCCGCUUCAGCUCUCCUUUUUCGGCACCUUCAGUUACCUCCUUUAUAUAAAAGCUAAGAUCUUCUUUCUGUUACAUUCCGGCCUAUAGUCUGGGAGGACGUUACAAUUAGCAUGAGAACUAAUAUUCCAGUGUUAAAGGGACCCUAUAGCUGCUCAAUGUCUCCUCCAUCCUAUGUGUCUAUAUCUAUGGCUCAGAGCUUAUGGGGUUACUAUGGGUCCUAUAUGGAAGAUCUAGGGCAAGAAACAUCCUACACAUGUUAUGUAAACCAUCAAUCCCCCCACAGUGUCCAUUCCACAUACAAGACCAAGGGCCUUAGGUUGGUAAUAAGUGUCCAUGCAUCUGUAGCUACAAAACAGUUGCUUCCGACCAAUUGCCUCCCGUCACAUGGAUCAUAUUCAUAUUGGCACAAAAUGGCAAAUAGUCUGCAACCUGUGGCUCUCGAGCUGUUGCAAAACUACAACUCCCAGCAUGCCAUGUGUGUAUAAUAAAGCUCUAGUGAACCAGGAUUGUAAAGGACCAAGACAAGUCGGUGAUCUGCAGCCAGGAAGGUUCCAGCUAUUACAUCCUGCAUGCUGGUAGUUGUAGUUCCACAUCAGCUAAAGAGCGCUCUUUAGCUGAUGUAAUCGGUAGUUUCUAAAUUAGGGCCCUCCUGAUGUUUCACAACUACAACUCCCAUCAUGCCCUG